This is a messenger RNA of Nyctereutes procyonoides (raccoon dog), 1158 nucleotides long. It is a transcript of the gene MCIDAS, whose product is annotated as multiciliate differentiation and DNA synthesis associated cell cycle protein. The record is from RefSeq and is a predicted model, not a curated record. NCBI's taxonomy places the organism in Eukaryota, Metazoa, Chordata, Mammalia, Carnivora, Canidae. The transcript is spliced from 7 exons. Bases 1 to 1158 code for a protein of 385 amino acids. Gene Ontology annotation, cellular component: nucleus. Gene Ontology annotation, biological process: negative regulation of DNA replication; negative regulation of cell cycle.
AUGCAGUCGUGCCGGGGCGCCGCGGCCGGACGCCGAGCCUUCGACAGCAUCUGCCCCAACAGGAUGCUGGCGCCGCGGGGCCGGCCCUUCUGCAAGCCCGGGAAGCUGGAGAGGAAGUUCGCCCCUCCGCGGAAGUCCUUCCCUGGCGGCGGCGGCGGCGGCGGCCCAGCGUCUGUGUACGAGGACCCCCGGGGCGCGGAGCCCGCUGCGCUGCCAGCCCUCACCACCAUAGACCUGCAGGACCUCGCCGACUGCUCCUCGCUACUCGGCUCCGACGCGCCCCCUAGCGGUGACUUGGCCGCCUCGCAGAACCAUUGUCUGCCAACUGCAGAGGACUUCGAUCUGCAGGAGUUCAGGGACACCGUGGAUGACCUCAUUGCAGACUCAUCCUCUUUGAUGUCGCCUCCUCUGGCCGGCGGAGACUUCCCCUUCUCUCCUUGCGACGUAUUGCCAUUUGGGCCCUGUCUCUCUCCGCCGCUGGACCCAAGGGCCCUGCAGUCACCGCCGCUGCGCCCUCCGGACCCGCCCCCGCCGGAGCAGUACUGGAAGGAGGUGGCCGACCAGAACCAGAGGGCGCUGGGGGACGCGCUCGUUGAGAAUAACCAACUGCACGUGACGCUGACCCAGAAACAGGAGGAGAUCGCCUCGCUCAAAGAGCGGAACGUGAAACUGAAGGAACUUGCCAGUCGGACCCGACACCUGGCCUCGGUGCUGGAUAAGCUGAUGAUCACGCAGUCCCGGGAUCGCGGAGCGACGGCCGAGCCCUUCCUGCUCAGGGCGACAGCCAAAAGGAGCCUGGAGGAGUUGUUCAGCGCUGCGGGGCAGGACUGCGCGGAAGUGGACGCCAUCCUGCGGGAGAUUUCCGAGCGCUGCGACGAAGCGCUGCAGAGCCGCGACCCCAAGCGGCUCCGGCUGCAGCCCGAGCCGGCGAGCAGGGAAGGCGUCCCGGGGAACCUGCACGGCGCCUUCCGGGGGCUGCGCACCGACUGCAGCCGGAGCGCGCUCAACUUGAGCCACAGCGAGCUGCAAGAGGGCGGCUCCUUCACCACCCCCAUCCGCAGCCACAGCACCAUCCGCACCCUCGCCUUCCCCCAGGGCAACGCCUUCACCAUCCGGACGGCCAGCGGGGGUUACAAAUUCCGCUGGGUCCCGAGUUGA